UUGUUUGUACGCACUGCAAGCUCGAGCUGAGGAAAUCUGGCUGAACCGAUCGGACAGCGGACAUGGCCCAUAAAUAGUCCCACUUGAAAAUUCUCGUCUUAUAUUCGAAACGGUCGGCAGAGAGAUUCUUGAACCUGAAAGAGCGGAUUUGGCAAAUAGUUUUUGACGUUUGUAAACUCCCCUGGACAUGCGACGACAGAAAGAGAGAGAUCGAGAGAGAGAGAGAGGGAGAGAGUUCCGGCGUUGGAAUUCCUGUAACAAUAUGGCCGGGGAUUCAUCUCUGGGGCGUCCGAGACUCCAGUUCUCCGGCCAGUUUGCUUGCCGCCCCUGCUCAUGAGCUCCUUGGCUGGCCAGGCUCGGCGGCUCAAACGUCGGAGCCCCUCCUCAUCAUCCCCCCCGGCAAUGGAACGACCCCCGAUUGCUCCCGAGCUCUCUCUUCUCUCGAGGCUUCGUAGCCUCCGAUGGUCGACGAUCUUCGUCGCCAUUGUCAAUGUCGUGGUCGCCUCCAUCGCCUCGUUCAUCGGAGUCAAGAUCGCUGCACGGUGCGGCUUCAACGUGGCUCUCCCGUUCCUUGUGGUGUUGUUGUUAGCUGCUGCCCGCAUGGCUUCGAUGGUCGGAACCGGCAUUGCUCAAAAGGCGACGGCCAUCACGAUCCUUAGUCAUCAGCUGGAUGAUGCAGCCGCCGAGGCGGUAGUCCGCCAGGAUAGACGUUUGAAGUACAAACGCUGGCUAUGGUGGACUCGUUUUGGGAUGCUGAUCACCCUAUUGCAAUUUUUUGGUGCUAGCUACUUGGUGUUUAUCAUCAUGAAAGAAUUUUCUCUGGGACAAAAAAAUAGAUGCUCUGGAGUGCAGGGUGCAGAUGAAAAUAGGAGGACAAAGUUCCUAAUCGUUAUCUUGCUUAUCCUCGUGUGGCUUCUGGUUUCUAUACAAUUUUGUAUAGGGUCAGAUGUAUUAAGAUGGAGAUCAUUCUAUGCUACUCAUGAUAGUGCAUGGAGGGCUCAUUAUAGUGAGGUAUUUGAUCAUGGAAUUCGAGAAGCUUUAUGCUGUCUGGGACGCAUAAAAUACUUAAGCGUGUUGGAGGAGGAUGAGGUAUAUUCUGUGGCAAGAUUGUUGGGUGAUCUUUUCGCAUAUCGUGCUGCAGGCACGGGGCAUUUAGAACUUUUGGCAGGACUUGCGCUGCUGCAAAGACGUGGGCGGGCUGCAGUUUCACAUGACCAACUUAUGGAGGCACCUGUUGAUAGAAUUCAGGAAGCUGCUGUAUAUCAUCAGUUUGCUGAAGCUGCGUACACGGGACCUCUUCUUGAUUUUGGAAGAAACCCUGUUCUAUUUCCUUGUGCAUGGCUGUUCAGACAAGGGAUUUUGGCUCCAUGGGCCUGUCAAAGACGACCAUUGCUUGAAGGUGAUAACUGGUGGCGUGGUCAUGCAGCGGCAUUUCUGAAAUUUGUUGAUCUUCCUCCAAGUGGUCUUCGCCGUGGCCGUGUUAGUCAGGUGAAACGUGAGGCAGCAUACUUUGUUGUAGUUUUACAUCAUUUGAGGUCUGUGGUGAUUGCUGUACGAGGAACUGAGACUCCGGAAGACCUUCUGACUGAUGGCUUGUGCAGGGACUGUAUACUUACAGAUGAAGACUUGGAUGGCCUGAUCAAUAAUGAACAUCUAAUAGUAGAUGCCAGGAGACUUGUGCUUUCAACUUACCCCCACUAUGGGCACUCUGGAAUUGUUGAAUCUGCACGAGAGCUGCACAUGCAAUUGGAUGGAAAAUCUGAAGAAAAUGAGGGCCAUGGAUUUCUUUCUUCACUUAUGGGGGCUGGAGGCGAGUGUCAUGGAUAUCGUAUCCGAAUUGUUGGUCACUCUUUAGGAGGUGCAGUAGCCACCUUGCUUGGAAUACGGCUAUGUCGAAAAUAUCCAAAUUUGCAUGUCUAUUCAUAUGGAACACUUCCUUGCGUUGAUCCAGUAAUUGCAGAAGCAUGUUCACACUUCGUAACAAGUAUUAUAUACAAUGAUGAGUUCUCGGCACGACUUUCAAUAUGUUCAGUCCUCAGGUUACGUGCUGCAGCAAUUGCAGCCCUUGCUCAGGAUUCUUCUGCUAAUUCAGCUAUGAUAUGCAAGCUUGCCAGAAGGAUUUUGCAAACAAAUCAAUCUCAUGCAACGGGAGAGAAAGAAAUUUUUUCUUCUCCUUUUACUGAGAAUUUGCCUGCUGUGGAUAGUAGCCAAUCCUACAGAAGGCGGCACUAUAUUUAUACAACCGAAGGGAGUGAACGAGUCCAAGAUAUUCUCAUCCAAGAAGCAAAUGCCAUUGUAGAUGUCUCCACUUCAGAAAAAUGUAUAGACUUUUUUGAUGAAAAUAUUUAUGGAACCAAUCAUGAUACACGACCUUAUCCUGGGGCUGCAAAUGAUCUAUUCCCUUCUGGAGAUAUUUUAAUUCAUAUUUCUGAUGGUGAAUCAUCAACUCAGCCUUCUAAACAGGAACCCCAGGAAGUGUUUCUCCCAGGCCUUAUCAUUCAUAUAAUACCAGAAAGCAGGAAGACAUUUUUAGCUCUCUGUAAAAGCUGGAAAGGUCAUGGUGAAGAUGGAAACUUUAGAGCUUACAUAGCUAGCAGAGAGACUUUUAAGGAUCUUGUGGUUUCACCCUACAUGUUCCUUGACCAUCUGCCGUGGAGGUGUCAUUAUGCACUGCAAAGGGUACUAGAAGAACGGGGAAUUUGUGGUAAACUUGAGGACAACUUCCUAUGUGAAGGUGUAACUGUCUAAGAGUGGCCUGAUGAUCAAAUGAACCAUGGUAGCAAUUCUAUUUUAUUUUCAUAUUUGUGAGGGUCUCAAUCAAAUGGGCAGAGGCUUGAUUUCAGAAAAUGUAUAUUCUUGUAUCCAUCAACAAUUCUAUUCUAUAUUUGUAAUCUCAUUAAGAUAGUCAAUUCUAUCUGUUGUAUAUGCAAAUGCAGAAUGAUGCUAUUUCCAUUGGAUGGAAGAUGCAUUUGAUGUCAUGCUGACAUCUUAUAUGCUAGUCCAACUGUUUAACAGCUCGUUUAUUAUGGGUUCUGUAGAUCAGUAGCAGACUAGCAGUAUGUUAUAUUUGACCCUGAUGAGAAACAAAAUGUACAAUUAACGAGACCUGCAAACACUAUUGUAUUGGUGACACACUCUCUGAUCAAUUAUUAGUUAUUUCUUUUCAUCUCA
Messenger RNA from Nymphaea colorata (pocket water lily), 3171 nucleotides. RefSeq lists its product as uncharacterized. The transcript is spliced from 14 exons. The record is from RefSeq and is a predicted model, not a curated record. Bases 334 to 2748 code for a protein of 804 amino acids. NCBI's taxonomy places the organism in Eukaryota, Viridiplantae, Streptophyta, Magnoliopsida, Nymphaeales, Nymphaeaceae. Gene Ontology annotation, biological process: lipid metabolic process.